Phacochoerus africanus (Common warthog) is the source of this 2078-nucleotide messenger RNA. Its product is annotated as V-type proton ATPase subunit S1-like protein. Gene Ontology annotation, cellular component: proton-transporting V-type ATPase complex. NCBI's taxonomy places the organism in Eukaryota, Metazoa, Chordata, Mammalia, Artiodactyla, Suidae. The transcript has 10 exons. Bases 172 to 1203 code for a protein of 343 amino acids. The record is from RefSeq and is a predicted model, not a curated record.
GCCCCUCCCUACAACUUCCCCCCUCCUCCUGCAUAAUACAUUCUGGGAAAGCUGUCUUUUUAUUGGUUGAAUAGAUUGUCAGUCACAAGGCAUAAAAAGUGCUGCCUCUGCUCUCUUUGCAUUUAUGAAUUAACAGAUGUGCCUGGUUUGAAGAAACCAAUUCAUUUCUUGAUGGGAAGAAAAAUCUUGUUUAUUUUUUCACUUAUUUUUUUAUGUAUGGGAUUUUCACUAACUUUGGACCAGAUACGUGCCAGGAAGAAUGUAAGCUUCAUCUCUCAAACAUCUUCAAAUAAAGAAGUGGUUAUAAACAAUGAUCAACAGGAUAAUGAAAAUAUGAAGCCAGUGCAGAAUGUCACAACAAUGCCAAUCACACAGGCUCUCAACUACAAUCUGAGCAGACAAAGACUUUUAGAAAAAGAACCUUGGAAUGCAUUCAGCCAUCAUAGCCCAGUUAAUGUCUCCAUGGAUGGAAUUCCCUGCAUUCUUUUUUGGACCAAGAGGAUAACAAUUAAAUUUAAGAAUCAGACCUGGCUGGACCUUACAGAUGAAGCUUUUGGCCAGGAGGCAACAGUGGAUGCUGGCAACUCAAAUUGUAGUGAAGAAAAUGCCACGCUGUCUCUGAAGUUUGGUGAUGCUGAAAAUCCCAGAGGUCUUGAUAUAAGAUUCACCCUUACCAAUUACAACAAGUUCUCCAUCCAGAGCUGGUUUAGUUUGCACCGAGUUGAGAUUAUUUUCAAUAAUUCAGUUCAAGCAUCUUUUAAUGCAACUGGCAUAUAUGCAACGUCAAGUUACUCCUACCACUGCCACCGCGUCAGCAGCCUGCAGCGGUAUGACAGCCUUUUGUUGCCCAGUGACACCGAUAUGUCAAGCCUGUGGGAGGUCACUUUUGUUGAUUUCCAGAUCCAAGCCUUUACUAUUAAGGGGGGACAGUUUGCCAAGGCCCGAGACUGCGCCUCCUCCUUCUCGCCAGCCAUCCUGAUCGGCCUGGCAAUGUCUCUGAUCCUGCUGCUGGUGUUGGCGUACGCCCUGCAUAUGCUCACCUACCUGCGAUAUCUGGACCGGCACUACGAUUUCAUUGCCUCUCCAGCCCACUUCCCCCAUUUGAAAGCUGGAGAUGCAGCAGAUGAGAAGGAGCUGCUGAGGAGCCAAGGAGUUGAAUGCUAUGAACUGAGAAGCCAACAGAUCUGCAAAAUUUAUGUUUAAUAGCCCAGGUCUCUCUCCCCCAAGGAGUCCACAAUAGGCUCCAAAAGCAGUUGUUCAUGUUCUAUGCUGUUUGACUUGUGAGGGAAGUUUUUCUGCCAAGAGGCUUGAUUUUUACUUUAAAGGAAAUACACGCAAGGAAUACAUUUUGGAGCAUCCAUUGGCCUUCCUAGAUAGACUUGGAGCAAUGAAAAAGGUGUUUCAGGAAUCCUGCAGAGAACUAAAUAAAUGUUCCAUGAAUUGAAGAUACUGAGGGAGGAUUCCAGGAAAAAGUGGAGGAGCUCCAGACCUGGGUGCUGUCCUGUGCCAACAAGUCAGUGAAAUGCAGCAGCAGUGAUACUGGAUUGAUUUGGAGCCUAAGCAUACACCUGUUCGCCUGGAAACCUGCUCAGCUGCCAAGUAAAUAAUCAUGGGGCAAAGACUGCUAGAGGAUGAGAGACCACCUGGAAGAGAGAGAAGCCAUCUGAGCAGAGGCCAUCCUAGACUAGCCAGCACCAAGCUGACCCAGAAGCUGACCACAAAUGUCUAAUGAGCCUAACUGAGACCUGAAGAACUGCCAGGCUGAAAUCAGCCUAAUUGCCCACCUGCAAAAUCUUGGGUAAAAAUUGGUUAUUUUCAGCCUCUAUGUCUUGGAGCGGUUUGUUAUGCAGCCAGAGCUUACUGAUUUGUCAUCAAGGUUAGAAGCAUUUCCAAAUUAUGAUUUACAUCAAUCUCUGAGUAAUCACACCUGCCACAUAAGAGGAAUGAAAGAGCAAAAGAUGAACCAUAUAUGGAAGACAAGAGAUAUAAAAGGAAGAAAAUAUAGUCAUGUUGCUCUUAGCCAGUUCUGAUUAUAAUCCAGUUUCAUCUCCCACUAAAUAAAUCACUUUACAAUUCAA